Messenger RNA from Anolis carolinensis (green anole), 5345 nucleotides. It is a transcript of the gene gnaz, whose product is annotated as G protein subunit alpha z. The coding region runs from base 1083 to 2150 and encodes 355 amino acids. Gene Ontology annotation, biological process: adenylate cyclase-modulating G protein-coupled receptor signaling pathway. Gene Ontology annotation, molecular function: GTPase activity; G protein-coupled receptor binding; GTP binding. The transcript has 3 exons. NCBI's taxonomy places the organism in Eukaryota, Metazoa, Chordata, Lepidosauria, Squamata, Anolidae. The record is from RefSeq and is a predicted model, not a curated record. Gene Ontology annotation, cellular component: heterotrimeric G-protein complex.
UCGCCUGCCUGCCUGGGCCUGGCCUGCUCGAGGCUGCGCGCGCACGCCCUUCCCUUCCUCCUCCUCCUCCUCCUCCCUGACAGGCCUGCCUUUGCCGCCUCCACCCAGGAAGGAAGGAAGGAAGGAAGGAAGGAAAGGAGGAAAAAGGAGAAGGCUCUCUCUCUCUCUCUCAACCUUCCCUCGAGGAAGAGGCAGGUGGCCCUCCAGAAUCCGUGUUCCUGGGCAAAAAGGACGCCAUGUUUCCCUGGAAUAUUUCCGCGAGCAAAAGCAGGGGGAUUCCGAUGCAGAAACGUCACGACUGACCUCCACGCUGGAUUGGGAUGAUGUGGGAGUGCUGCGAAUAAUGGGAAUGAAGGCAACGCUCCUCUAACGUGGGAGAACCUCGACCUGCCUUUUGCGUUAUCCUCUUCGAACUGAGUUUCAACACAACCUCUGUUCUUCUCGACCAGGAAGAUAGACCCACAGGAAAUGGGGAUGUUGUGACUUUCAUUCUGGAACAAUUGCCCGGGAAGCCGUGCCCGUCCGCUUCUCUGAUUACGGGAAUAUAAACCCAUCAAAACGAGAACGUUGUGACCGAAAAGGCUUGCCCGGGAAGCUGUUCUCAUCUGUUUCUUCUAGAAACCAAUUGAAAAUGGGAAUGUUGUGACUUGUCCAGGAAACCAUGAUCUGUCCAUUUUUUCGAUUAUGGGGAAGUUGUGAUUUGUUCUGAGACCGUUAUUCUGAAGCCGUGAUUUGUCUGUUCCUCCGAUUAUGGGGAUGUUGUGACGAUCGACCGUGAUUUCUCAGUUUCUUCGAUUAUGAGAUUUUUUUGACUCGUACCGAGACGAUUGCCCAUGAAGCGGUGAUUUGUCCGUUUAUCCAAUUACGGGGAGACGUACUCCGUAAAAAAAUCGGCAUGACUGCCUGCUAAUCAGUUGCCCGUCCGCCUGUCUUGGAGUGGCGGUUGAUCCUUCAGGUGUGUGUCGUGGGUGGGACACCCGCAGGAUUUGUGCCAGGAGCCCCCACGGAGAUGAGAAGGGCGGUCCAGAACUGGUAGGACCCUCUCAGCCCGCCCGCCCGCCCGCCUGCCCGCUGGUGAUACCAUGGGAUGCCGGCAAAGCUCGGAGGAGAAAGAGGCGGCGCGGCGGUCCCGGCGGAUCGACCGGCACCUGCGCUCGGAGAGCCAGCGCCAGCGCCGGGAGAUCAAGCUGCUCCUGCUGGGGACCAGCAACUCCGGGAAGAGCACCAUCGUUAAGCAGAUGAAGAUCAUCCACAGCGGCGGGUUCAACCUGGAGGCCUGCAAGGAGUACAAGCCGCUCAUCAUCUACAACGCCAUCGACUCGCUCACCCGCAUCAUCCGGGCGCUGGCCACCCUCAAGAUCGAGUUCCACAACCCGGACCGGGCCUACGACGCGGUGCAGCUCUUUGCGCUGACGGGCCCCGCGGAGAGCAAGGGGGAGAUCACGCCCGAGCUGCUGGGGGUCAUGAGGCGGCUGUGGGGCGACCCCGGGGUGCAGGAGUGCUUCUGCCGCUCCAGCGAGUACCACCUGGAGGACAACGCCGCCUACUACCUGAACGACCUGGAGCGCAUCGCGGCCGCGGACUACAUCCCCACGGUGGAGGACAUCCUGCGCUCCCGGGACAUGACCACGGGCAUCGUGGAGAACAAGUUCACCUUCAAGGAGCUGACCUUCAAGAUGGUGGACGUGGGCGGGCAGCGCUCCGAGCGCAAGAAGUGGAUCCACUGCUUCGAGGGCGUCACCGCCAUCAUCUUCUGCGUCGAGCUGAGCGGAUACGACCUCAAGCUGUACGAGGACAACCAGACGAGCCGCAUGGCCGAGAGCCUCCGCCUCUUUGACUCAAUCUGCAACAACAACUGGUUCAUCAACACCUCGCUGAUCCUCUUCCUGAACAAGAAGGACCUGCUGGCGGAGAAGAUCCGCCGGAUCCCGCUGAGCGCCUGCUUCCCGGAGUACAAGGGCCAGAACACCUACGAGGAGGCCGCCGUCUACAUCCAGCGCCAGUUCGAGGACUUGAACCGCAACAAGGAGACCAAGGAGAUCUACUCCCACUUCACCUGCGCCACCGACACCAGUAACAUCCAGUUCGUCUUCGACGCCGUCACAGACGUCAUCAUCCAGAACAACCUCAAGUACAUCGGGCUUUGCUAGGCCCGGCACUCGGUUGUAAACGGGGCCACAAACGAAACGCCGGCCGCGACGGACGGACGGACUGGCGGAGGGACGGAAACCACCGGAUCGGGCGGAAAGGAGGAGCGAUCGGUAAUGAACUCCGACGGGGGGGGGGGGGGGGGGUCGCUGCCGCCUCCCCCGACUUCACGCAUGCACUUUUCAUUGUUUUCGUUGUUCAGGGAGGGGGAAGUAACGAAGAUUUGCCUUCGAUUAAAAAAAAGGGGGGGGUCGAGUUUCCGAACUUGAAAAAGAAAACCUGCUACUCUGACGUCGCUGCUGCCUCUCGUCGUCGUCCAUUUGUUAUUGUUUUUCUAAUUUAUUUAUUUAUUAUUUAUAUUAGGAUGAUGAAUUAAUCAUUGCCCCGUUAUGUGUCUUUGUCAAUCUUAACGAGGUGGAAUAUAUUUAAUUUUCAAUGAACGGGAUAGGUAGAUUCAUUAAUACAAGAGCUGGAGGAAUAUAUUUAAUUUUUUGGUGUCCAAGCAAAAUCAAUGAAUGGGAUAUUUAGGUUCAUUAAUAUAAGAGAUGGAAUAUAUUUAAUUUUUGUGUGCAAGGAAAAUAAAUUAAUGAAAUAGGUAGAUUCAUUAAUACAAGAGAUGGAGGAAUAUAUUUAAUUUUCUUUUUUUGUGACCAAGGAAAGUCAAUUAAUAGAAUAGGUAGAUUCGUUAAUAUAAGAGACUGAAUAUAUUUAAUUUUUUUGUGUCCGAGGAAAAUUAAUUAAUGGAAUAUGUAGAUUCGUUAAUACAAGGGAUGCAAGAAUAUAUUCAAUUUUUUUAAUGUCCAAGCAAAAUUAAUUAACGGGAGGCUUGGGUCCAUUAAUAAAAGAGAUGGAAUAGAUUUAAUUUAAUAUUUUUUUCAUCUAAGCAAAAUCAAUCAAAAUAAUUUUUUUUUUCAUCCAAGCAAAAUCAGUUAACGGGAGGUGUACAUUCAUUAAUACAGGAAAUAGAAUAUAUUUAAUUUAACAUUUUGCGUGUUCAAGCAAAAUCAAUUAAUGGUAGACUCGGAUUCAUUAAGACGAGAGGCAGAAUAUAUUUAAUUUUUUGAGAAAAAAAUUAAUUGGAUUAAUUAAUUAAUGCAGGAAAUGGAAUUACCUGUUAUUUUUUGUCGUUACGAAAAGAACGAAAAACAAAAUAAUGGGGAGACUCGGGUUAAUUAAAUACUGGGGGAAUUCAUCUUAUUAAUUGAAUUAAUUUCUAUAUAUUUAAUUUUUGAGAAAAUAAUAUUAAUUGGAUUGAUUAAUUAAUACGGGAGAUGGAAUGACUUGUUUUUCUUUAUUGUGACAACGAAAAAUUUUCUUUGUCGUUAUGAAAAGAACGAAAAAAAUAACGGGAGACUCGGAUUAAUUAAUACAAGGGGAAUUAAGAUUAUUAAUUGUAUUAAUUAGUAUUGAUUGAAUCAAUAAUAUUCAGUAUUUUGCGUAACUUUGAGCUGAACGCCAAGGCUGUGUAUUCAUGGUCUUGUUGCGUUGUCGUUUUUCGCAUCGUUAAUUGAUGGUGAAAUAUUCAGAUUAAGUGUUAAUGGGAAUCCCAACAGCCAAAAAUUAUAAAUAUAAAUAUAUGAAUAAAUAAAUAGGAAAAUAAACUAAUUGCAUUCCUAAUAUAUAUAAGACUAGGCCAAACUAUACAACUUUUUACAUUCCUUUUAAUUAACCUUUUUUUUUUUGGUCGCCAAAUAAUCGUGCUCUUAAUACUAACAAACCAAGUAUUGAAAAACAAGUGUAGGUUCUUGUUUUUUUUAUUUAAUUUUUGUAAAUUAUUUUUAAUUAUUUUUUUUAAUUAAAAUCUUAUUUUGUGUCUGGAAUUUUAACAAGCGUUAAAAUUUGACUAGGCCAAACUCUUAUACAUCUUACAUUCCUUUUAAUUAACUUAUUUUUAUUUUUUAUUUUUUUGGUCGCCGAAUAAUUGUGCCCUUAACACUAACGAACGAAGUAUUGAAAAACAAGUGUAGGUUCCUGUUUUUUUUAAAAUUUAAAAUAUUUUAAAUUUUCUUUAAACUUAAUGUUUAAAAAAUUUAAUUAAUGUUUAAAUUUUUUUUAAAAUUAAUUUAAUUUUUAAUUUAACGUUUAAAUUUUUUUAAAUUAUUUUUUAAAAUUUUUUUAAUUAAAAUUUUGUGUCUGGGAUUUUAACGAGAGUGCCAUAUAGACGGAUUAUAACGAGGAAACUUACAAAAAGGAAUUAAUGCCUUUCUUUAUUAAAAUAAAAACAAAAAACAAAAAACCACUGGAUGCCAAUGUGAAACUGUACAAUAUAGCCUUUUAAUUUUAAUUUCUAUUUUUUUAACUCUUUCGAUGCUUCAAUUAAUUCUAUUUUAACGUGACGUAAUUAUUCGGUGAAGAGACGAGUGGUAUGAACAAUAUUUAAAUGUCUAGAUAUUUAAUUUUAUUUCAAAAGUGGAAUUAAAAGAAGUGGAAGUGGAUGGUCUAUAUUUAACAAGCUUACAAUUAUUUUUGUUUGAUAUCCUGAGAAAGAGUGUUGUGCGAGAGUCUGGUUUUCACGUGGAUCGGCCAUUUUUUCACGAGGGCCACAUGACUGUUAUUCUCCGUGCAAAAGUCUUCUCUGCUCACAAAUUAGCAUUAUUGUUAUUAUUUGAAAAAAAUGUGGGAGUCUGAGAAAGUUGAUCAUUUUCAUGUGGGUCAUGAGGUUUUCACGUGGCUCGCACGACGGUUCUCGUGACGUGAUUCCUCCGUGAAAAAGACUUAUUUCACAAACUUAACAUGAUUAUUUGGGAGCCCGAGAAAGUGCCGUGUGAGGGGACCGUAUCCGCGGGGGACCGUAUCCCCUUUUCACGUGGCUCGCACGACGGUUCUCGUGACGUGAUUCCCUCCCGUGACAUCGCUUCCUCUGCACCCGGGCUCCCGAUCGCCUUUCUUUUUUUUGUAACGGAUUGGUGUAUGCUAAGUAAGUGUGUAAAUGUAUGUGCAAAGAACUGUAAACAACGUCAAGGCACCCCCUCCUCCUUCUCACACUCGCACUCACACUCGCACUCACAAGGACUUCCCCUCCCCCCCCUUUCCUCUCGUGUUUCCUGAUUCUACGAAGAUCGUCAGCCAAGGACUUUGCCGAUUUUAAAUAAAAUAUAAUCAAACGGAGAACCAAGGAAACGGUGAUGGUGACAAAACGUUGGAACGAGCUUUGCUUUGCAGGAAAGAUAAUAAAUUAAUCCCAAAAAACAAUGAUA